Molecule: messenger RNA, 6842 nt
Organism: Exophiala dermatitidis NIH/UT8656
Lineage: Eukaryota; Fungi; Ascomycota; Eurotiomycetes; Chaetothyriales; Herpotrichiellaceae
Exons: 3
Coding region: 2895-6560 (1221 amino acids)
Molecular function (GO): protein binding
Source: RefSeq, a predicted model, not a curated record
AACACAUCAAGUUGUUUUAUGAUUUCUACCCACAUCAGAUCAAUCUUAUUCCUCCUCGUCCUCCUCUUCAUCAGUAUCAAAUCCAACAUCAAUCGUGGGAAUCUCAGAAUCGUCACUGUCAUCCCCAUCCUGCACAGCCACCGGAGCCGUAGAUGGUCCUAGGACAAUAGUUUCAGUUGCAGUUGCAAAGCCUGAAGAGUUUUGGGCACCGCCAUGAAACAAAGAAGUGCUUGCUGUGGCUGCAGCAUCUCCUUCCAUCACCACGUCUUGCACGGAAAUUUUCUCUGAAGUUGUCUGGCUUGAGAUGUCGGCCAGGACUUCCUCUGGGCGCAGGCGUUUGGCUUCUCGUUCUCCCGCAACUUCCUGCACAUCAGCACUGGUGUCCGUGGUGUCAUCAAUGUCGACAAGAGUGCGCUUUCUGGUUGUAGUAUCCUCCACCCCCGCAACGACAUCAACCUCUUUUGAGCUGCCUGCAGUUUCCCCAGAUCCUUCAUGCGGGCUACUGUCAUGCUUUUCUGGAGUGUUGUCUGUUUGGGACAAGACAUCGCUCUCUUGGCCGUCGUCGCUUUCCUCGCUUCCCGAGUCCUGAUCUGUCGACUGUUGAGCGGCCGGUGUGUUCAGUUCAGUAGGUGCGCCCGUCGAUAUCACUGGCAUGCGAGGCCUGAGCAGCGCUUCGAUUGCGAGGUCAUUACCGGCAGACCUGGCUAGGAAUGGCAGCAGACUGGGACUACUUGCUUUGCCGCCUUUUGACAGCACCGGUCGCAUCACACUGGCAAACAUGGCUUGGCGGUGGUCGAGUAACACUGCCAAUCGGUCCAUUUCAACCCUCAAUUGACGCGUUAUCACGGGGACAGCACCAUGUUGGAGGAUUUUCGGUAGCAAAUUCCAAGCACUUGCAUAGAUGCAGGAGUCGCGACGCACUCUGGAAUCUGUGGCCCAUUGUCCCUGAUUAUUGUGUCCGGCUGGCGCAGUUUUAGGUUUCAAUGCUGCGUCCAUUGUAUCAGUUACUGCACUCUCGGCAUUGACAUCCGGAAUGCUUCGCUUCAAAUCAUGGCAACACUCGGUAACCAGGGCGGAAAAGCUUUCGCGAGACAAGCCCAAGUCUUUCGAAGAUGACCUUUCCAACAAAUCCCCGAAGAGAUCGUACACAGCCCGUCUAACUCCGCCGUGGUAAGGCAAAGCCUGCAGCAAGCCGGCUGCCUGGGCUGCAACAUCUCCAAAUGCAGACAGUAAAACCUGCCCAUAUGUGGUGCACAUUGUGUGUAAUAAAUCCAGGCAGGCCACGUGAAGUGACGGGAGAAUCAGUCGAAGCUCUUCCUUCUCCUCCUUGCUUGCAUCUCUGUGGUAUCUCAAGGAGUCGAAGUUCGGCGGGACUGUUACCGCCGUGAUGCGUCCAACCAGGUCCAUUAUUGCACCCACAGGCACAGCCACAGGUUGGGGCGUAGGUGUUGACAGGAAGGUGGCAAGCAAACUUAGCAAUGUCGACAGUCUCAAACAGCCUGAGUAGAGGCCAUUCCACGGUUGCAACCCUAUGGAAUCAUUUCCAUCGACACGGACCUCCACGGAAAAGUCUUGUUUGGCAACUGUCUUCUGCCGAGAAGAAUCAUUUGAUUCAUAUUCUUCAACCACUGCCCUAAACAGAACAUCUGCCGUUUCUUGAGCGCUGUUGAUGAUGUCCAUGGCCAUUCGAGACCAUUCCUGGCUAAAUGAAUUCUUCGGAGCACAUGACGAUAAUAGGCAUAGGAGUCUUGCUGCCGCAUUCCUAGACGAAGCCAACGACACCUCAUCUCCUAAUAAAGUAUAACAGACAGAUCGGAUACGCCCGGCCUCCGGACGGAACAGGGUUGCGUGCUGAGGCAGUAACUGAGCCCAGCAGCUCAGAACACAAUCGAGGAGAGGGCUUGAGACCUGACUAGGACGAACAUCGUUAUGAGUCCCCACAGGCUUGAUCAAGCCGAGGCAGGUUUUAAUAAAUUGCGGGAGCAGCGGUGUUGUAAUCUCUCGCAACAAUUGUGGUUGGUUUUGCGUGAGAACGAAGAUGCGUGUGAGCGUCAUGAGAUAGACCACCUUCACUGAAGCAGGGUCUGCUUUAUUCAGACAGCCAAGCAGACCUCUGGCCCAGCUCUCAGAACCGAGCAGCACGAUCUGGCCGCCAUUUUCAACGACAGCCUUGACAAGAACCGCCGCACUGAGUCGACCGGAUACAGACCUGUCCUGUAACAGAGAGCUGAUUCGGGUUUUUAGCUUAUGGGUAACAACAGACGACUUGUUCGCUUUGGACUCGGAGAAAUGUGACUCGAGAGAACAGUUGGCAAGCUGAUUCGCGAGAAUGCCGCAUAUUCGAGGCAGAUCUUCGACCGGUGUCACGGUCAGGCGGUUAGUUAUGGCUCGUAACGAGCUGUCGGCCUGCAUUGUGGAAAAAGUCAUUCGACUAGAUGGGAACCGGUAAUAUCGACCCCUCCCAGUCGCGCAAGCCAGCGGAUAGUCCAGCAAGGUCGUUGUGUGUCAAUUUCAACAUCGACGUACACGCAUUCCAUUGUUUCGCAUAUUUUUUUGUAUCCGGCGGUUGGCUGCCGAAGUUCAACCGACGAGCGCAUCACUGCAGGGAGUCGCAGGCAGAGCCCAAAAUAAAUAAGCAUCGUCCGACAAAAGGUACACACGCGAAAGCCGCGAGAAAUCUGAUUAUAGUCCCCGUCAGACAACAACCAUCAUUUCAUUCCCGACGUCGCAAUCACACAUGGUGUCGAGGACCCGGAGUCAUUGCAAUCGACUGAACAACGGGCAUGAUUCGUGCCUGGUGAUCCUCCACUAAGACCCUGCAGCUAUGUCUUCGCCUUGACGACCUCGACACAAGGUGGCUAGUCGUGUAGAAGAAUCUCAUAUGCGACGUCGCGAUGAGUGUGCUUCAUACACAUCAUGACAAGGCGCAACGCUACAUCGGCCUUCUUGAAGCAGCUCGCGUGGCUGGCAACUGGCAAGAUCUUCCAGAACUUUUAAGGAAGGUUAGGAAACACGCUCCGGACCGGAAAUGCUUGAUUGAGGUUGCCACCUUUGAGCUCGCGGUCGCCAAACAUGCCACCGCGGCUCCUCAGAGAGCCGGGACCGGCAACACCAGCCAAACACUGCCUGAAUCCCUAGUAUCCGAUCUCGAAACGAAACUACGUGCGGAUGGACAGCCAUUCGAAGAGGUCGUCCAGGGACAGACUUCCCUAUUGUGGGCUCGCUGGCUCGGCCUACUGCCAGCAGAUCGAUCUAUACCUCUCCAGAGUUUCGAACCUGCUCGCACCGCCGCCAAUGCUGCCUCGGUCUGGACAAAGAUUUGUGUGGUCAAAAGUGUAUACAUUGGGGGCAUGCUGUUGGAUCAGGCUGGUGACGAGGAAAAAGGCAAGGAACUGCGCAAUAGGAUCCUCCCCUGGCUUGAUUCCAACCGCGAUCUCGUUCUGUCAACUCCUCAAUUACUAUAUUGGGCGAAGCAGCUCCUUGCUCGCAUAGCACUUGGCCGAAGUCGACAUGAGGGAUCUGCUGCCGCCGAUUCAUCGCUCGACAGCAAAGAGUCUUUCAGGUUCAGAUUACAGGCGUACCGUCACUGGGCCUUGCUAGCCGCGAAAAGCCGAGACACUUCCCCCUCAACUUACGGAAACGGGCCAGGGCAUGUAUCAAAACUUACAGUCUGGCGUUCUUACUAUCGAUUUCUCUCCGGUGUUCUGCGGCGGGGCUCAGAGAGUAUGAGGAACAUGUCUAUUACUCGCUCUGAACUUGCGACAGAAUUGCGGCGCGUGGAGACUUCUUGCGAGGACGAACUGCUGCAUCAGACACGGUUCCCCAAGGCUAACGAGUCGAACACUGUCAUUGAAGAGUGGGUGGAAGAAGUGAUACAGAACUGGUACGCACUUUGCGCGCCAGGUUGGACAGAAUCGGAUCUGGGUGACGGCGGUCGCAACUCUGUCGGUAGAAACGUGCUCGAUAUGCUGUAUCGAGCCGCGACCAAGACGUUUCAUUCCACCCUCAUCUUACGACGGUUGUUCCAGGUACACAAAGCUUUGACGGAAUUUGACCUUGCUUACAAGGCUUUGGACUCGUACAUUGAGCUUAUGGAGCGGGCGCGGGCACGAGAAGCCAAAUCCAAUGAACCUGCCGCUGGGCGAGACGGUGAUGAGGUCUUCCUCCGCACUCUCGCUGAGGCAAUUGAAGGACUUUGUGCCUUUGGCAAGCGAGUGGAAUCCGAGAGAGCGUACAGCCUAUGCUUGAAGAUCGAGGGUCUCUUGGCUGAGCUUGAAGCCUCAACGCCCUCCACUACCCCCAACGGUUUCGGGCUGACAAAUGGAGAGUUACAACCAAGUGGUCCAGAACAUAUCUCCUUUUCCGCCGACCUAACGGACGUGGUCUACCGAGCCAUCGGGAUAGCGAAAUCGCAUUGGGCUCGAUGGACUCCCUUUAGUGAAAACCGAUCUAGCCUGCAGUCGGAGGCAGUCGAAUCUCUCCAAAAGGCUGUCGCACAAGAGUUGCCUGUUGAGCAGCACUUAAAGUCUCUAUACGCACUAACUCGGUUGCUGGCCGAAAUGCGGGACAUUGACGAGGCCAUUUUAGUCGCCAAAAAGGCGUUGAUGUCGGAAUGGGCAGACGAGCCAUCAGCCGACGCUUUCCAAAUCCCACGCCAGUUGAUCCCAUUCUGGCACUUGUUGGCCCUGCUGCUUACCUCUAGGCAGGACUUUGAGACUGCUAGUCAGAGUUCUGUCGCUGCCCUUGCGCAAUUCUCGCCUCCCGAGGUCAUGUUCGGCGCUCUCACUGGCAAUGGAGGGGAGAAACAGCCGAGUAGGACUGGCUUGGUGGACGACAUGGAAUGUGACGAGCUGCAAAAGAUUCUCGAAAUUCGGAUCACCGAACUUGCUCUGACUGAGCUGAUGGAAGGGCCAGAACAUGCGGUGAACCGCAGCAAUGAGUUGUUGGCUCUAUAUUCUCGGCUCUUUGGCCGGUUUGGCCCUCUUGCUGGAUUCGAGGAAAGAUCGAGAACAAGGGAUGUGGAGCCGCCCAAAAGCUCUGCGGGUACGGUCAAGAGCCUCCGCGGCAGUCUUUUCUCGCGGCGAAGGGUGAGACGUGGUUCCAUAAAAGGGACAGGCCUGCCCGAAGCAGUUCCGCCCAUGGAAGAGAAGACUCGACCCGACACUCGACCCGACACUCGACCAUCACAAACACCAGCGAUUCAAAUCACCAACGACGAUGAGAAAGCGUUGUCGCAUAAGCAUAAGAUACCAGUACCCCGGUUUUCGCUUGAGCGCGGCCGAGAUGAGAAGGCAAGACGGCGAUUAUCACGAUCACAGAGUCGAGGCAGGAAAGACGGCAGUCAUAGGGACAGCACCAGACAAUCACUUGAGGCUAUUGAUGGCCCACCCAACGCCUCUACAACAGCCACUACCGGACAGGCGGGGGUGGAGACUAUCUCACCCCGGGAAGUUCCCGCGGUGCCAGUGUCCGCGGGCCAUGACAACAGUGCAGGACCAAGACAGCCGUUGAAGGCUAUUCCGCACAAUCUUGCUGCGCAUGACCAGGUGCCGCAACCUGCUCGUCACGAGAGUCAACCGCCCCAGCAGGAUGUCCGACUGCCCCUUGUGGGAUCCCGCACAACGAGGACAGAUCCGAUCCCUCGGUUUCCCACAGCGGCGUCACAGAGAUAUGCGCUUAGUGUGUUGGUCAAGAUCUGGUUGGUAAUUGCCACGUUGUAUCGGCGGGCCAAGAUAUUCGAUGACUCCCGUGAGGCCUGCGACGAAGCGGCCAAGAUUGCAACGAAGAUUGAGGGGAUGGUUGCUAGCGUGGAGAGCACGGCACGAGCGUUUCGUGACCCCGGCUGGGGAGGGAGUGGCAAGAGCUCGGACGAGAUUUGGGCCGACGUGUACUGUGAGCGAGCGGAGCUAUCUAUGGCCAUCGCACGUGCACGGGAGGAGAAAGAAGGUAACGGGUACAGUGAGGGGUUGCGAGAAGCGGUGGAUCAGUACGAACAAUGCUUGAUGUACUUUGCCGAUCACCCUGGAGGCAUUGUGGGCCUGAGCAACGUGCUGUUGGACUACUACGAGCGCAAAGUGGAGCUGGCGCAGAGCGUGGACGGCGGCAAGACUCAAGCAGAUGAAGGACCGGAAGAGAGAAGCCGACGACAUAGGCGAGAGCUGAGCCGGAUCGCUGAAGGCGUGGCGGUCAACGGCAUGAGUGACGCUGAUGGUGGCCCGCCUGGACCGGCCUCGAACAACACCACCACCACCACGGCGGCAACAUCGCCAGGUCCAGCAGCGACACAAUUGAGCGGGAUGAAAGACGAAGAACUUAAGAAGACGCCGGAGAACCUCAACCGCCUUGCAGCCCGUGAUCGCGCAUAUGGGUUGUUAUCAACGUUGACUAAACUAGGGUCUGGCUGGGACAACUCCGAGGCUUGGUUCGCGUUGGCCCGGGCACAUGAGCUGGGAGGCGAAAUUGACCGGGCCAAGGAGAUUCUCUGGUGGUGCGUCGAGCUGGAAGAUACGCGGCCGAUUCGGCAUUGGGCAAAUGUCGGAUGUCGCGGCUAUGUGCUGUGAGCGGUGAAGGAAGGAGGUGUUGAUUCAUCGAGCCUUUCAGUAUAGUACGUUACUUUAGACGACGAUGCAGGGGCACAACGGAGCGCUCAUCGGCGAGAACCACUGUCUCAUAGCUUUUCCGACUCUUCAAGAGGCCGAGUCAUGUACCCUCGUGUCAAAGGAGUUAGGUUGUUCCAGUCUCCAACAUUGUAGUUGUGAAAUGGCGAGCCUUGAGCUUGACAAUUCGACCUCGCAAGACUGAGAAAACAGAGUCACGUGCAGACUGGCGAUCCGGCGUGCGGG